Aphis gossypii (cotton aphid) is the source of this 1237-nucleotide messenger RNA. RefSeq names its product transmembrane protein 231-like. Gene Ontology annotation, biological process: regulation of protein localization; cilium assembly. The record is from RefSeq and is a predicted model, not a curated record. Bases 265 to 984 code for a protein of 239 amino acids. The transcript has 4 exons. Gene Ontology annotation, cellular component: ciliary membrane; ciliary transition zone. Lineage: Eukaryota; Metazoa; Arthropoda; Insecta; Hemiptera; Aphididae.
UCGACAAAAAUAUAGAAUCAUGUCGGUGAAAGUAGUUUAUAGUAGAUCAUUCGGAGUCAAGUACAAAGCUUCUGUUUGUUCUAAGGCAUUUAUUUUAUAUGUCAUAAUAACGUUAUUAACUUUUAUUUUGCCGUUGUUAUUUUGUUAUCGAAGCAGUGGUAGAUUGAAGAAUAUUUUAAAUCUAACCAUUACAAGAGGAUAUAUUAUAUUGUAUUACUAUUUUUAGGACUAUGGAUUAAGUACGAGAAAUAUAGAGAACAGCCUAUGGUACAAUUUAAGUUGCAAUAUCUGUUAUAUGCUGAAACGUCUGACCCCACAUGUCCGUUGAUUUGCGGGAAUUUUCCGCAGACGUUAAAAACUACGGGCUUUUGUUCUACCAUCAAGGUUAUAGAAGAAGACAUUAAUAUUGAUGGGAAAAAAGAAUUUUUAGAUUUAGAGUUAUAUUUGACUAUGAAUGAAACCUUAGAUGUACAUUCUAUAACUUUAUUGCUAAUAUUUGAUUUCAAAAUACAAGAUUUGUGUUUACUUGAAAUGGAAUCAAUGGCAGUUAUUACUCACAGUUCUGCGUUGCCAGGUGGUAGAUUAGAUGUAUUCGGCGAUUUACACUUGGUACAAAAGACACCCUUAGUAUGUACACCGAGAAAACCUAUUCGUAUGAAUAGACCUAUAUUAUUUUUUGGAUCUCCUGACUGGCUAGUUAAUAUAUAUGAGGAAUACUCAAAACGAACUCUUUCUACUAAAUUGGAUAACGUUCUAGUAAAGUGGACAAGAGGCCGACCUUAUAAACAGCCAUUUUUGGUUAAAACUAAAAUUAACUACGAUUCUGUAGAAAUUUUAUACAAACCAAAAUUUUGGCAAGUAAUGAAGUGGGCAUGGAUACAAUAUUUUUCAAUACUCGUGUUGUCAGUAUUUAUAUUUAAAAAAGUAAAACGAUUUUUAUUUGCAAACCAUAUAGUUACUACAAAAAUAGAACAUUCAACAUAGGAUAAUUUUUUUAACCGUUAUAUUACCCAUUAUUUUUAUUAAUAAAUUGUAUAUUAAUUAUUUUCAUAAAAUGAUUGUAAAAUGAUUUUCUUGCUUAUUAUAAUUUAGUAUUAUACUAUAAUAGACUAUAGAUUUGUUGAUAGCUAAUUUCUUAAUUUAUAAUCUAUGUAUAAUCUAAUGCUAAGCCAACGUAUUAAUGUAUGUUUUUUAUUAUUAUUAAUUAGCGAUUUUAAACCUAAAAAUGAACAUUUGU